This is a messenger RNA of Sorex fumeus (smoky shrew), 1398 nucleotides long. Its product is annotated as tripartite motif-containing protein 75-like. The record is from RefSeq and is a predicted model, not a curated record. The transcript has a single exon. Bases 1 to 1398 code for a protein of 465 amino acids. NCBI's taxonomy places the organism in Eukaryota, Metazoa, Chordata, Mammalia, Eulipotyphla, Soricidae. Gene Ontology annotation, molecular function: protein binding.
AUGGAGGUGUUGGCAGCCCUGGCAACGCUGCAGGCAGAGCUCACCUGUCCCAUCUGCCUGGACUACCUCAAAGACCCAGUCACCAUUGAAUGUGGGCACAACUUCUGUGACUCCUGCAUCCGGAUGUCAUGGGAGGAUCUACAGGACACAUUUCCUUGUCCCGUCUGCCACCACCCUUGCCCACAGAGGUGCUUUAGCGUCAACCCUCAGAUGGGAAUGCUGGUGGACAUGGCCAAGCUAUUCCACAGCUCUAGGAGAGAGAUGAAGCCAGAAAAGAAGCGCAGGUAUGAGGAGCUCAAUGAAGGCCUGACUCUGUUCUGUGAGGAUGACCAAGAACUGAUAUGUUCCCAGAACACACAACCCCCUGAACACCAUGGCCACCACCUGAAGCUCAUGGCAGAGGCUGCCGCUGAUCACAGACACAGGCUCAAUGGUCACACUGAACUCCUAAAGAAGCAGAUGGAAGAGGUGAAGAACUUAAUUGUCUCCCAAGACAGGAAUCUCCUGCAGCUGAGAGAGGAGGUGAGAAAGCAGAGGAGUCAGUUAGCUUUGGAAUUUGAGUUCCUGAAUCGGCUGAUAGCAAAUGAGCAAGAAGCUGCACUCUCCAGGUGGGUUGAAAAAGAGAAGGACUUUGAAAGGAAACUAAGUACCAGUCUCACUGCAAUCUCUGAGCAUAUUUCCGUCUUGAAAGGUCUACAGAAAGAGGUGGCAGAGAGGAGCAUGAUGUCUCCAGGGAUGGUGUUGAAAGAGUUCAAGAGCAUCACACCACGCCAUAAGAAUCUGGAGCCCCCGGUCCUACAGUCCCAGCACUUCAGCGACAAAGGCUUUCCCAUUUCGCUAUACUUAACACUGAAGAACAUUAUACAGAAAUUCAGAGAAGAGGUGACUCUGGACCCCAAAACAGCACACCCCAGUCUGUGUGUGUCUGAAGAUAGAAAGACUGUUAACUAUGUGUGGAAAAGAUCAAAAGAUGAUGGGGAAGUGAGAGAUACUGACUAUGCAGUGGUUCUGGGCUCUGAAGGAUACAGUUCAGGCCGACAUUACUGGGAGGUGCAGGUGGGUAACAAGACUGAGUGGGCCGUGGGGGUGUGCACAGACACCCCUUCCAGCAAGGAGCAGCCACCCCUUUUGGGUCAGAAUAGUUCCUGGACAAUCCAGUUACAGGAUGGCAACUACUUGGCUGGAGGCUCUGUACCUGUCAUUCUCUCUGUGAAGAACAAGCCCCAAAAGAUUGGCAUUUACCUGGACUAUGAGUUGGGUGAGGUUUCCUUCUAUGAUGCUAGUGACAGGUCUCAUAUCUAUUCUUUAACUGAGACAUUUUCUGAUGUACUAAAGCCUUAUUUCUGGGUGGGUUGGGAUUCUACUCCUCUUAUACUGUGUGAAGUAGAGAUUCUAUAG